UCUUCGGUUUGGAGCAGCAGCGUUCCUCGUAACCGACAUAAUCUGAAAGUGUAAGUAAUAUUUUCAUUUUCAGCGGCAUUACUGCGACGUUUUUACCCCAAGUAUCUUAGCGUCGAGUCAGUGAUUUUGGCUCGUAGAAUUAAGUAAAUGUUUGCCGAAAUGUACAGCUUGGUUAGAAGAGGUCUUUUGUGUUGCUAUGGAGCAAGCUCAGUUAGCGUGCAUAGCAACCUUGUCCUUUCCUUACAAACCGAGCACACCGGGCUACAGGCAGUAAUAAUCGAUCAUUCAGGUCCAAAGUGGAACCGACCCCCUGUCUUCAUAUGUGUGUCGUUCUCUUAGUAGUAGUAGGAUGGCUCCAGAGGAUGACCUCCAGAGUCCUCAUCUUGGUCUCAGCCCUGCCUGGGAGGAUGUUCCUCUGAGCUGUGCUGACCUUGCUCCCUCUCAGAAGCUGGGGAGACAAACCAGAGCCCGCAGCAGUCCCCAAAUAAGAUCACCAGAGGAUCACAUCAACAGGUGAGGUCUUAUGAUGCAUGAGCGUCUGACAUAGGAGAGAGUGGGGUAAGUUGAGCCAAAGGGUAAGUUGAGCCACCCCCUGUUGUUUGGAAAUGGUUAAAGAAAUUGAUCAUGUGACCAAAUAUUUAGGAGAUGGGCGUCAAUUCAUGGAGUCACGGCUCAACUUACCCCGCUCCCAUGGUCAACUGACCCCAUACAAGUUGACCAUAGGAGACCACUUUUUUGUCAUGCUAUAUGAUCAAGACAGUUCUGUUUACACUCAUUCUGUUGGUUUGCAGGGAUGCACAACAUCUUGAAAUAUAUACAGAUACACUUGUUAGAGACAAAACUAUUAUUGCCUUGAUGUAGUGAUCCGAAAUAUCAAAAAUGGCUCAUCUUACCCCACUCUCCCCUACAGCCCAUGAUGUAUGUAUGGAUAAACCUCACCAAGCCAGUCCUAGCUGAUAUAAACACUUCUUUCUGUUUUCCUCAUUAAGCCAUGAAGAUGGAAAAAGCCAUUUCCUGAGAAUCUUGACAGAUGCAGAAGCAGCUGCUAACUCUGCUGCCAUACAGCUGGUGUCUUUUAAAGAUGCCAUGGAAAAUGAAUUUGCUGUAAGUUUUAUUUUCUUUCCUAUUUUUCAUACAUCAAGUUAAGUUAAAACUAAGAAGGAGCUCUAUGUUGAGCCUCAAAGUGAUGUAGCAGCAUUGAAAAUAAUUUUGACAUUUGUUAUUCAUAAUACUUUUUUUUUUAAAUAAAGGACUCAAGACAGUCUGCCACUGACAAACGCAAAAUUACCAGGCAGAGAGGACUGCUGCUGGAGAAGCUGGAGGACUUUAGAAGAAUAAAUAAGUCUGUUCGACAAAAACUAAAACAGCUUCAAGAUGCAGAGGUCGGUAACAACGAUUCUGUCUUUGGCUGAAAGAUAUCUAAAACUAGCAUUAGAUAACGCCUGUCUUUUCCAAUUAGGCUCAACGUCUUAAUGCUGACCAUCAAAUCGACAUUUUAUUGAAGAAGAUCUCGCAAGCUGAGAGUGAAAACGAGGUGAGUAGUCUUUAAUCUGAUUUAACAUGUGUUUUAAUUGUAAUAGCUUGUAAGAUUAAUGUCAAGGCUGUGUCAUCCAAUGCAAUUUAAUUCAUAUGAUAACUAACGGAUGUGACAUGAAAGCAUCUGCUGUGUGAGAUUGAAUUUAUGCACUCUCAUUGCACAAGAAACAAAGAGUAGAAUUAAUUCCAUUCACAAACACAUUUUUGUUUAUUUCUUCCUACAGCUCUUAAAAAGGAAUUUGAGCGAGACAGAAAGAAAAGUUAAAGAGCUGAUGAAUCAGCGGAAAGAAGAGCAGGUAAGGACAGCAGAACUUUUCACUUCCACGUCUGUUAGAAAUGUCAUUCAGCAUCAGAAAGAGUCAGUCUGUUACACCCUUUACAGGAGACCAUGAAGAGCGCGGUUCACAUGACCAAGUCUGUGGAGGCGACUCGUGCUCACCUGCAGGGUCAGCUGCGCAGCAAAGAAGCCGAAAAUAAUCGCCUGACAGUGCAAUUAAAGGUAAGAAAGUGGUAACCCUUAUCUCUUUCUUAGUGUCUGCUAAUGUUAAAACUGGUCUGUGCUGAUUUUAAAAGAAGAAAAAAGAUUGACAGGAAUUUAAAAACAUGCAAAUCCAAAGUUAUAGACAUAAAUUUGGUGCUAAAAUGACGUCAAACAUACAAAACGCAAAGCCAUCAUACUUAAUAUCUCUUACUUUUAGGUAAAUGUGCAAUAUUUCAGCAAACCUUUAUGAUUUCCAUUUUGCCAGACUUUGGAGAGAACCCUGAUGAAGCAAAAGAUGGAGUUCGAUGACCUGAAAGGCUCUAUCACAUCGAUGACUGGAAAGGCAGCACAAGACAAGGAAUCUCUCAAAAAAGCCACCAGAGCGCAGAAACUGAGAGCAGAGAGAUUUGAAGCCGCGAUUGAGAAAUGCUACGUACAGUUACAAGAAAAGGUACGGAGUUAGACUUCUUUUUGGUUAUGAAAAAGUGCCCACUCAGGACUUUUCUUUGAUGUUUUCACAUUUGUUCUCAUCCAGGAUGCUCAGCUGGCAAACGCCUGUUCAGAAAGAGACUCCUGGAGAAAAGAAAAGGAGCAGAUGGCGGAUGAGAAUGACAAAGUUUUAGCUCAUGUCGAGUUGUUGAAAAGGUUGGCUCCCUUCUCUCUUUCACACACACCACCUCUUUCAUAGUUUCAGUCAGUUUCACUUCUAAGUUUUAAAUGUGUGUUAUCAAUGCAGUCAUGUUGCAGACCUGACAGUGAGGCUGCAGAAAGAAAAGGAAGAGCUCAGAGCAGCCAGUGAAGUUGUGAUGCAGCGUGUUGAAAAACUCAGCGCUGAAAACGGAGACCUCAGCGUCAAUAAUGCAGCACUCAAGGUAUAAACUGUCAAACAGCCUCCAUGAGGGAGCCAUUACUGUAAAAGGCGUAAAACACUCGCUGUGUAAAUAUGUUCUCUAUAAGCACUCAUGCAGCUAUCUAUUGAUCCAACACACAGAUAAACUGUCUCUCUUCAGAAUAUCACUAACAGGGAAAUCUCAGACAUUCUCCGUCUCUCUGGUUUGCAUUUCUGUCCCUAAAAUUAGUCUCCCCUCGGUGUGAUUACAGGCAUCAGUCGCUCAGUUGGAGCAGCAGCUGGCUGAAUCUGAAUCUGCGCUGAUUGAAGAGAAGAUUUUGUCUGAGGAGAGGAAACAUGAAACUGAAAAGUGCCAAUCUGAGGUUUGAACCUGCUCCUUAUUCCCUUUUCAGAGCUCACACCAGAUGAUUAGGGUUUUUAUCAUCAUUAGCCCCUGAGAGCUCAGGGUUUAUUUGGGAUUUUCUUAAUCUGUGAGCUCAAUAUUUAUAGUAAUAAUGUUCUGUUUGUUUAUUCAUGGGUCAUGUGGACUGGGGUGACUCCAAGCGCUCUUUUAGUGGUUUGUUUUGUGUGGAUCAGGUCAUUGUGGACAAACAAAUUCAUUCAUUCAUUCAUCAGUAGAGACUAGAUAGAGUCAUAAACAGUUGUUAUAGAAGGACACAACAGCUUCUAUUAUGCCGUAUGUGUUUCCAGGCUGCAGAGCUUCAAGCUGAGGUCCAGGACCUGAAGAUAAAAUAUGCAAAUCUUUUACGAGAGACAGAAAGGAUGAGAGAAGGAAAAGAUACAGAGGUUGAGAAGGUAAGCACCUGUUCCCUUGGACAGUUCUUCAAUAUUUAAUGGAAGUUUGAGGUCUUUCAAUGUGCACAAUUGACAAACUAUAUAUAUAUAUAUAUAUAUAUAUAUAUACAUAUAUGUAUAUGCUAUUUUGACUCAAGAAUUAGUUCCUAUUUUGUUGGUUCAGUAAAAAAAAAAAAAACUAGUGAAAAUAGGGCCCGACCGAUUUAUUGGCGGGCCGAUUAAAUCGGCCAACUUUAGCCCGCUUGAGACUAAUUGGUAAUCGGCCAAAACUAGCCGAUUGUCGCCGAUGUUUUCAGAAAUAAAAUGCGGAGAAUAAGAUUCGGUUUCACUUCGAAAAUGUUCUGCCAUUUGAAAAGUUCCCAGACUUAUCCAGUAGAUGGCGCAGCACCUCAUGACAAUCUUCAUCCACUAACUACCUCACAGCACAGCAGAAUGACGGAUCUGAAGCAGGCAGCUGGGUGUUAACGGUGAAGCACCAUGUAAUAUGCAAGCCAAAGUUAGUUAGCCAUCUGCUAUUAGCCUUGCUACACUGUUAGCCGUGCCAGUAACAGUAGAAUAAACAACAGUACACAUUACGUGAUGGAGCUACUUCUCUUACUGAGGCAGCUACAUGUAAAAAAAAUACAUAAAUAUGUAGAUAUAUUACUUAGAUUAACAAAAUUUUAAAACUUCAUAAAAAAAUAAAAAAAUGGACGAUUAAUUGGUUAUCUUCGGUAAUCAGAUUUUUUUCCUCCCUAAUAAUCGGUAUCGGCAUCGGCCCCAAAAAAAUCCAUAUCGGUCGGGCCCUAGUGAAAAUCCCUCUUGCUGCUAAAUGGACAGUCAGACUGCUAUUUGCAGUUUCUUUUGCUUUUUGGGCUGCAUAACAUGUUUCACCAGGUUCUGCUUUACACCAACUUCCUACAACAAUGCUGGACAGAAAGGAUGUGAAAACCACCAAAGCUCAUUUAACAUCUGCAUAUAUCUGUCUGAGAGGUGUGACAAACUGUGUCUACUUUGUCUAUUCCCCUCAAACGCCUCUGUCCUCUGGAGCCCAGGUGAGGCAGGAGCUGCAGAGGCGAGUGGAGGAGCUCCAACACUUUCCAGAGUUACUGAGCUCGACUGAGAUGAGUCUCCUCGAGUGCCAGGAGAGCCUGAGGCGCUCUGAGAGAAAGCGCUCUGAAAAGUCAGAGUCCGUUAGGCAGCUGCAGGUCAAGGUGUGCAACGUGUGGAGACUGAGACUGUAUCUCAUUGUUGCUAGACCUGACCACUAGGCUGUAGUCUCACUCCAUGUGUCUGUUGGUGCAUCUUGAUUCCAGUUUUGCAGUGAAGUGACUUUGUUGUCUGUGAAAGUAGUCUGAUUGCAGAGGACUGAGUUAGGUUACGAUCACACUAACUCAUGGAUCCAUUCACAGUUGUGUUUUGAUGCUGCGUGAGUCCUUUCCCAUCAUUAACAUCAGUGCUGAUGAUGGAUGAUUUGCUGGAAAACUGCUCGUUUUGUGUUUGCAAGAAGCUUUGUUUGGACUUUUUCUGUGUGAUUCUGAAUCUUCUUGUUACCUCCGUUUAUUUGUGACCACUGCGGAUGAUUCUGACCUUUUCAUUUUCGCAAGUACAGAUGGAGAGUCAGACAAAACUGCUGUCAUCGUCUGCAGAAAUGAAGGACUCUAUUCAUGAGGCCAAUUUACAACUAAAAGAGAGAGCAGACUCUGUCCAGAAGUAAGGCUUACCUUCAUAUCUGCUCUCUAAGUAUCAAAUGUUAAUCUAUUUCUCUACAGUUAUAAAAGUAGAGUGAUUAAACAUGCAUUUAUAGGCAGAUAGAGAAGCUGCAGCAGGAGAACCUGGAGCUGGUCCGGAGGCUGGCAGCUCAGGAGGAAGCUCUCAGCUACAGCAACCGUCAGCUGGAUCAGCGCUCAUCAGAGUGUCAGGCCCUCAGCCGGCAGCUGGAGGCCGCUUUAUUGGACGUCAGAAAACAGGUAAAACUGUGAUUUUCAAAAUUGAGCCUAUUUCACAAGUACGACCUAAACCCCCAAAUACGUAUUCUUCAUUUGACGCAGUGGGAUUUUAGGUGGAGAAACUUAAAUUAGUGGAUUUAACUUGUCCUUUCAUCCAGGUCAACAAGUUAAAAGACCAAGCUGCUUCCAGAGAGGGGGCCCUUCAGACUAAAAUCCUGGAGCUGGAGGCGGAGAAGAGCAGAAGGGAUAAUGAGCUGCGGCUUCUACGCCAGAAAAAGAUCUCUGUGAGUCCUAUCUUGAUGCCAAAUAUCGUUUUCAAGCUCAGAUACUGAUGUUUCCUCUGUGUCUUUAUCUUUAUGUUAAGGCAGAGAAACAGUUUGAGGUGCGCCUGAAGGACCUGCAGCUCAGCCUCGACCAAUCAGAGAGCCACAAACAGAGCAUUCAGAACUACGUGGACUUUCUGAAGAACUCUUACACCACGAUGUUUGACGAGGGACUGCAGGCAACGACUUUCGGAUCCUCAUACUUCCUGAAGUGAUCGCAGCUUUCUAUUUGCAUUUUUAAUGAUUUCUAAUUUAUUUAUUUAUUCAUGAAUGUAUUAUUUUGUUCUUACUACUAUAUACAAAAUAAGUAUGGUGAUAUCUACUGUAGCUCUGCAGCUAACUGAAAAUGUAGGGCUUUGUUUUUUGGGGUAUCGGGAGAUCAGCUGUGAUUAAAGGGGUUCUGGUGGCUUACUUAAAGGGAUAUUCCGGUGUAAAAUUAAGUUAGGGUCAGCUGCUUGUACAUUUUAUCUUCCUUGAGCUGCGUCACCCCGCUUCAGCAAUGAACAGGCCUGAGGUCUCCAUACAAACAAGCGGCUGCUGGAAGAGAGUAGGUGAGUUGUAUUUAGUCUCUUUGCUAAAGAAAUCAGGCAAAGCUAAAAAGAUGUUUGGUGGCUAGUGCUGCGGCUAGGACCCUAUAUGUACUGUUGAUGAAGUUAGGUGCUGUUCUGAGCAUUAUUUGUGGCUAUAGAGUGGCGUUUUGGGUUUAGGUUUGAGUGUGGCUCCACAGACUGCUGUGUGCUGCAAUCCUGCCGUUGUUACUAAAGUUGGUAUAACUAGAGAAGCUAGCGGUUGGCAUCAUUCAUCUCUCGACAGGGUGUCAAAUUCGGUGUUACAGUGUGUUAGACCCUAACUUAAUUUUACAACGGAAUAUCCCUUUAAGCUCAUGUCCCUGAGUUAAGGACAUGAAAACAACUGCAAACCCUCUCACUUAUAAAAGCUUUUUAUUGGGUUGUUGAGUAAGACUGCAGUCUGAUUGAGAAAGACUUUUAAAACUGUUAACGUACUGUACCAGAGGAAAGGAGCCAUAACUUUAAAAUUCACAUUAGUAAUCCAUACAACUCCUAAAAUAUAGAGUCAGCUUUUCUACCUUGAAAAAGCUUCAAACGUAACAUUUUUAUACUAACUUCUGAUAUUUAUAACCAAAUGACUAAACCCUAAACUAAGAUAAAGGGUCUUCCAGGUUGAGGAAAGAAGCUGCCAAUAGGUGGAGCUGUUUGGUUAGUCAUAUUUCUCCUCUUUAGGAGCAUUAUUUUACUUCUGUAUAGAGGGUUUGGUUUACGUUCAAUCAGUGACUGCUGUUACUGAGUUUACUUGUUUACAUCAGGCUGCAAAUCAUUCCAAAUGUUUCUUCUCAUGCUCUUUAGCUGCUCAUAUAGAAGGCAGUGUGAGAAAGUGAUUUUAGAAAAAUCAAGUUAUGAGUUGUUUUACACGCUCAGUUAACCUGACAGGAGGAGUUUCUUCAUGUAAAAGUGCUUCAACUUUGCCCUCAUUCGAGCCAUGAUAAUUGUCUGACAGCGACUGGCGCCGACGAUGGGAAAUGAAGAAUUAAAACGAUGAUCUCGGGAUCUAAUAUCACCGGUAUCCUGUUGGUGCUAAACUCAAACGUGUCUGUUUCUGUGUUAAUGAUAGAAAAUGUGUGAUUAUUAUAUUUAAUGUGUUUAUGUUCUGUCUCUCAGCUGGACUGAGAUCAGUGAUGCUGCAGAUCAAUUGUUCAGCCGUCAGAUGAGAAGCUAAAGCCUGCAGGGUUGCAAAAAUAAUAAAUGAAUGACACGCUCCUCUGGGAUGAAUCCAAACCACUUAAAACUCUGACGCUGCUUUGCUCUUGUUCUUUUAUAAUUAAAGUUUUAAAAAAAGAGAGAGCGUGGGUAUCUGCUGCAGCAUGAUUUGACAAAGAUGAACUUUUACUGAGCCUUUUUGUUCUCUUGUUGUUUCUCUCUCUAUAUCGACGCUAAUAAAGUCCCCUAUGUGUCCAGACCUGUGUCCACACUCUGAUGUGGUCUUGCUGUGGACAGACUCUCUCCGGGUGAGCACUGCUCCUCUCAAGUUCUCAGACACAAAGCUCUAUUGUGCUCUCUGUCAGGGGAUGGAAGCAUUUCAUCUCUGUGUGCGUCAGUGCUGCUGUUUUUUUUCCUUUUUUCUUCCUCUCAUUCUCUCUUGCUCUUGCCCAUUUAUGUAACUCUGCUGAUCACACUUUGGGAAGUUUCUCUGCUGUUUGCAGGAAAGUUAGUUUAUUUGUUUAUUAGUUCACACCAAGAUGGAAAGAACUGGAGCUGUUCGGAUGCCAGUAUGUGUGAACUUUGUCACAAACAGUUUUAACGUGCCGGUUUUUAAAGAAACUUUCAUUUUGUACAGAAAUUCUUCUAGUGUUUUCAAAGUACUGUCUUCUAUUUUGAAGCAUUAGAGUUUAGAUUAUGAUCUCGUACCCUGUGACUUGCGCUCAGCAUCUGUCCAACAUCAGGAGAACCCCGCUGAGGUUUACAUUACACCCAGUCCUCAAACUGUCCCGCGACACGCAGCUCCUCUUAGAAGUGGGUCAGCCAGAUGCAGGUGAAACCAUAUCGCUCAUUUCCGACUGAAAACUGUUCCAACAGACUCCUCAAAGCUGAAAUUUGUCCCACUACUGCAGACCUAAAACUCCAAACCUUUCCUUCACCAUAUUGAUUUAAAGAAAAAAAGGAUAAAGUUGAAAUUUUGGAGGUUAAAACGUUUAAUUCCAGCCAAUGAUAUAUUCGCAAACACUUGUGUGAUACAAAACAUUAGUGGACCAUAUUCAAUGAUUAACUCUUGUACUACAUAACCUGAAAUAUCAAAUACAAAACUUUAUAAAUAAAACAAACAAGCACAGUAAACUAACAGGGCGACAUUUGUAAUGACUGAUUUAGUAGCUGCCAUAGUCAUUUACAGGAUGUCUUGUCCAGAGAGGCUUAAAUAUGUUCAAUAUAAUCAUAAACUGGAGAACACAAUUUUGUUGAAUUACAGAAUAAGGAUUUCCAAAAUGUGCUUCAAAGGAAGCAGAACAAGCUCCAGUUGUAUGAAGCAAAGCUGGAUACUUCAGGAAUAUAAUCCUGCACCCUCAAAGUGUACACAUCUCCAACAGUACACACUUCAAGGGUUUUUUUCUUCCACUUUACAUGUUUCGUUUGUGUAUUUCAUUGAAAAGUCUUUUAUGGAAGGGUUUCUUUUUCUCACAGUUUAGGUCACACUUGCAGGACUCGAUCAUCAUCACCAUCCUGCUGACAAUCUCUCCGCUCUUGCACCGGAAGCGAACGGGUGAUGUUUGUGUUCGGUGAGGCCUGCAGCAUCUCCCGUCUGAGCAGGAACCGCAGUAUCUGGGCUGGAACUUUUUCAAGCUACUGCAGCCUGAAGAAGACAGUCUGACCGGACGGCUGGACUUCUCUGUGUGGUUACAUUUCUGUCCUUUCUGCAGAGACAGGACAUAAGAAAACAUCUUUAACCCUUUAAUGCCUUUUGUAUCAUAUUUGAUACAUACUUUUAUAUACUUCCAUCAAAUCAAUAUGAUGAACAAAUGACCAAAAAACAACUGAAUACAGUUUGAUAAAUGAUAAAAAUGUCCUCUUUCAAUUUGUCAGUUUCCAAAAACAUCUUAAUUAUCAAAAAAGAUCAAUAAAUACAUUUGUUAAAUUCUAAGGACAUUUAGAUUUUUUUGGUUUUCAGUAGUAAGUAAAAUAAACAUUUCAGCUCCAAAUUUUUUUUAAUUUUCUGGCCGUAAUUUGUGGCAUCAGGCAUCAAAGGGCUACACUCCUGAAGAGUGAGUUAACAAGAAAAGGAUUCUUGGAUUACUCAUCAUUUCAUCAGCAAAAGUUAGGUCUUUAAAACUGUGAAUUGUACCUUUAAUCUGGUGAAACUCGUGAGGCUGCAUGGGCGAACUUCACAGAUCCGGGUCUCUGUCAGAAGUUUGCAUUGGCUGUUAGUGUUGGUCAUCCUGGUGGACAGGCCUGGACCACAGGAUUUGGAGCAUGGGGACCAAGGUGUGCUCUGGAACACACAGUAGACCCCUCUGGCCAUCGUGUAGCCCACUGGGGGGCUCCUGAAAGCUACACAGAAAGACACAAAAAGGUCAGUCAUCUGAUUUAAGAAUUAGUGCAUAAGGAACUUCUCUGUUAAUCCCGAAGGAUCAAUACACUCACAAGGAGAGGAUUUGGAUUCCCACAGUGGAGCCAGCUCGUUCUCAUUCGUCAGCUCGUCUUCAGACUUUGCGUCUUUCCCAUGCUUUUUCCUGUGUUUCUUUCCCACAGAACUGUCUGUCUUUUUGUCCUCAGGGCAGAUGAGCUGUUCGCAGCACCGUCUCGGGACUUUGAUCCGCCUAGGUUUGGCACAGCCCUGUUUGGACAGCUUGAGCUCAUGUGGGCAAAGAGAGACGCAUCCGACUGCACCAUCCAUGCAAGUGCACUGGUGUUUGCAGUUUGGGCGAAAGAUUUCCCCGUUCUGGUAAAUCCUGUUGUUGUACUCGCAUGUUCUCCCAUCUGAUUUGGCUGAUUGUAAAAGACACAAAAUGAGGUUUAAGAUGAGAAGACUUAACUAUCAAGUGUAAAAGAAAUAAGAGUGGAGAUAAAGAGCUUGUUGUACCUCGACAGAUGCCCCUAGCAGAGCCGGGUCCCCCUCCAAAGUUGCACUCCAGUCCCUUUGCGUGAUCACAUGGCUGAGUCUUGCUGCAGUCCUCAAAGAGCUGCCGUGCACAAACUCUACAGCAUCCACAGCCGUCCUGAAUGAGACUGACUCCUGAAGCACAUGUGGGGGUGUCAGAGGGACACCGGCAGUCCUUUGGGCAUGAAGCUGACACCUAAGAUACCACAAAUCAUCACACAUUCCCUCCAAAAAUCACUUCUUCUACUCAACAAUAGUAUUUUCAAUGAAGAGAUUUGCUCACCGGUGUAAUCCAGAGGAGAAAAAACACACAGACUUUCCACAUCUUUCAGAGAGAAGAAUCACACACUAGACCUUGCAGUGGAUUUACAGGUAGUCAGUCCCUCUCCGUCUUUUUGGAGUCCCCAUCCCCUUUUAUAGAUCCAUGAGGAGAUCUGACGUAGACUCAGGCUGAAGAGGUGUCCCAAAACUAUGAGAGGAAUGCUUCAACACGCGUCCUCCCAUAAGCCGUAAGAAGCCCCCCCCCUUCCCUCCCUGGGUCUCCUGCUCUGAGCCAAGAACCACCCAGUCUGUCUAACUUCCAUUCUUUCAGAGUUUAAUGAUCAUUUUGUCUGCUGUUUUACGACCAUGAAGUGACUCUAGAAAAAUAUCUGAAAAAUGACGUAUACAUCCGCCUAAAAAGGACUGAACAAAGCCUUAAAAGUAACGCAUCACUUUAAAUUGGGCUUAAUUUUCUCAUAUUGUCUUUAUUGGGCUUUAAUGAUAUGUCUUUUUAAGAUCUCUGUUCAUCUGGCAUGCUGGAAUAACCCUCAGGGGCUCUUUGGACAUUUUUGUCCAUUUUUGGUGACUUUUUACCUUUCAUUUGUUGAUCAUUUUGGCAUGUGUGUGCAAAUGGGAUGAUUUUUUUCAGGAUGAUUUUUUUCUUUCCAAAUUUUAAAACCUGACCACCCAAUAUGUAUGGUUGAUAUGUAUGAUCAAAGGGAUUUGACCUUCUGACCUUCUCUAGUAAGGUGAAACUCACAUUUGAUCUCAAUAUUUCACAGACACUGAAAAGAGUGUCUACCUGCUCAUGGCUCACACAAUCACAUAAUUACUCUCCUUUGAGGACAGACAGACACACACACACACACACACACACACACACACACACACACACACACACACACAUAGACCACACACAUACACACACUCGUUAAAAGACCCACAAGCACACACACACAUCAAAAUUAAAAAAUGCUGUUUUUGAAUGGGAUUCAAUGGGACUUUUUUUAAUCUAACUUUUUCAAUCGGGCAUUGCACAAAAAGUAAUAAUGCAUCAAACCAAUGAUGUUGCUAAUUAUUGACAUACCAUAGGCUGCCAUAUAAAAAAGAAGGAAAUUCCUGCCCAGCAUUUAAUAUCUAGAAAAUAACUCCAAUUUCUUUUUUUCCCAUUAAAAAUAACAGAGACAUCAAAUCGUCAAACUGGCAUUUAUAGGGUUAAAAUUCUGAAAACGAAUUAAUAUUUGACAGAUAUAAUCAGGAAUGAAGUUGAUUAAAAUAUUUAAGCAAAAAAAGUGGAAAAAAAUAUUAAUGUAUGAUCAUUUUAUGGCACUUUUAGGAGAUGGACGUUUUCGUCCAUCUAAGGACCUUAGUGUAACUUUUUUUAAGGACCCCGGAGGGAUAAAGGAGAGAAAAGAGAGGCUCCAGUGAAGAUA
Messenger RNA from Xyrichtys novacula (pearly razorfish), 12212 nucleotides. The record is from the annotation of a GenBank genome assembly. Lineage: Eukaryota; Metazoa; Chordata; Actinopteri; Labriformes; Labridae.